Messenger RNA from Prorocentrum cordatum, 1143 nucleotides. The record is from the annotation of a GenBank genome assembly. Lineage: Eukaryota; Dinophyceae; Prorocentrales; Prorocentraceae.
CGAGACUCUGGCCGAAAACUUAAGUUUUCUUAAGCAUCGCCUAAGGUGUAGAAGCCUGGGGGCCCGACUUCCGCAGACGGAGCAGGCUGACCUGAGGCCGUGGCUGGGCCUGUCAGAGGGAGCCUCUGCCACUGAGGCUGCAGGCGGCACGUGCUUGGCCAGCAUGCGCACCGCCUUGUGGCAGUUGCCCUGGCACUCCUCGAAUUCCGCCAGCGCGCCGAUCGCAGCCUGCUCCGCCAGGUGCAGCUGCCCCUCGAGCUGCUCGGCGGCGCGAGCCUUCUUGUCCAGGACCUUCUUCGCCUCGCGCAUGGCGUGUUGGGCCGCGCCGAAAGACCGGGCUUGGGCACUGAAGACUGCUGGAAUUGGCGGGCGCAUCCGUCGUAGAUGUCGGCAUGGUACCCAUCUCCGAGCCGACGAAAGUUGGCUGCAAGCUCCUGCAGCGCUGGGAUGUCGCCCUUGACGUGGUUAGUCCAAGAGGUCGCCGUCGAGCGCUGCAGCCAGCCCGAGUCGCCGAGCUGGAGGCCUGGCACGCGUGGCUGGCCCUCGGGCCCGUCCGCACGGCUGCCCUGGGGCGGCCCCGUCGCCAGGGGGCCUGGAGGCUUGGGCCCAGGCAGCUGGCCAGCCACCUCGCCGCCGCCAAAGCCUUUGCCCUUGCCAGCCUUGCCGCCCUUGCCACGCUUGGCGCCUCUGGGGUGGCCAGCAGGUUCGCCUCCGCCCGUGCCGCCAUCGCCCACCAGCGGGAGCGAGCCGAGAGGCGGCAGGCUGGCCCAGGCCCCAGAGGCGGCUGGGGGUGCGGAGGGCUCCACAGAUGCCAAGGGCCAGGGGCAGCGCUUGCAGAUCCAACCACGGGUCAGGCAUGAGGCCUUGCUGCCUCCAGUCCCGCCAGCGUGGUCCGCGCACCAUUGCUGGGGCUCACCAGACGGCUGGCGCACCCAAGGAUCGCGAGAGAAACCAUGCGCCAUCUGCGAGCAGCAGCCAGGGGCGGACCUGGCGGGGACGUCGUCUUUGCUCCUCCAGGAGCUCACAAAGAAGAAUGAUGGAAAUCCUCGUCUGACCGAAAGACGAGGGGCCACACUGGUGGGGGGCCGUCCUUCUCCCUUGCCAAAAGGGUCAGGUCCUGUGCGAAAGCACUCCGGAUUUGAG